Molecule: messenger RNA, 255 nt
Organism: Diplodia corticola
Lineage: Eukaryota; Fungi; Ascomycota; Dothideomycetes; Botryosphaeriales; Botryosphaeriaceae
Exons: 2
Coding region: 1-255 (84 amino acids)
Source: RefSeq, a predicted model, not a curated record
AUGGCUGCGCCGCAGAACGGAGACGCCCCGCAGGACCGCGCCGGCGAUGCCGAUCUGGCUCAGGCUUUCAAAGAUCUCGCCCGUGGCGAGCAAACCGCGUCCGCCCUCGAGAAUCACCUGGAUGCUCUGGAAGCUAGGAUCGAGGAGCUUCUGGCGGCUGCAGAUGCCCAACAGGACGCGGCCCCUUCCGGCGCAGCAAGCCAGCAGCCGCAGUCGAAAGAUCCUGCCGCCGGUGGUGCGCAGCGGAGGUCUUGA